Drosophila bipectinata is the source of this 825-nucleotide messenger RNA. Its product is annotated as tubulin alpha-4 chain-like. Lineage: Eukaryota; Metazoa; Arthropoda; Insecta; Diptera; Drosophilidae. Gene Ontology annotation, biological process: microtubule cytoskeleton organization; mitotic cell cycle. Gene Ontology annotation, molecular function: structural constituent of cytoskeleton; GTP binding. Gene Ontology annotation, cellular component: microtubule; cytoplasm. The record is from RefSeq and is a predicted model, not a curated record.
AUGGAUGAGACUACCGGUCAUCCGUCAUUAGAAGUGGGAUUGCCUUCGCCACAAGAGCACAGCGCCACUCAAUAUUUGGCAGCGCUGGAAGAGCAAAACAAAAUGGAAAUUAUAAAAGCCAUGCAGAUCGCCGAGCAGUGCGACAGCCUGCAGGGAUUCCUCAUUUUCCACUCUCUGGGAGGUGGAACUGGGUCGGGAUUUACGUCGCUGCUGGUGGAGCGUCUCUCCACCGACUACAGUAAGAAAUGCAAGCUGGACUUUGCGGUUUAUCCCUCACCGAAGGUCUCCACGGCGGUGGUGGAGCCCUUCAAUGCCCUGCUCACCACCCACUCCACCAUCGAUCACUCGGACUGUGUGUUCAUGGUGGACAACGAGGCCAUAUACGACAUAUGCAACAAUAGCCUGAACGUGGACAGACCCGCCUACCGCAACCUCAACCGGCUCAUUGCCCAGAUAGUGAGCUCGACGACUGCCUCGCUGCGCUUCAGCGGCUCCAUGAACGUGGAUCUCAAUGAGUUCCAGACGAAUCUGGUACCAUUCCCGAGGAUCCACUUCCCGCUUGUGGCGUACGCCCCCCUGAUGUCCGCCGAGAGGGCCGCCCACGAGCAGCAUGCCAUCACCACGCUUACAAACGCCUGUUUCGAAUCCUCCAACAUGAUGGUCAAGUGCGAUCCGAGGAACGGUAAAUUCAUGGCCUGUUGUAUGCUCUAUAGUGGCGAUGUGGUGCCCAAGGACGUCAACGCGGCUGUCUCGGCCAUCAAGUCGAAGCGGCACAUCCAGUUCGUGGACUGGUGCCCCACGGGCUUCAAGAUCGGCAUCAACUAG